Molecule: messenger RNA, 689 nt
Organism: Vigna angularis (adzuki bean)
Lineage: Eukaryota; Viridiplantae; Streptophyta; Magnoliopsida; Fabales; Fabaceae
Product: long chain acyl-CoA synthetase 6, peroxisomal-like
Exons: 4
Coding region: 166-504 (112 amino acids)
Cellular component (GO): membrane; endoplasmic reticulum
Molecular function (GO): long-chain fatty acid-CoA ligase activity
Source: RefSeq, a predicted model, not a curated record
CUUUUAUUCGGGAAAUGCCACUUUGAAAUGCUUGUGUUUGCAAAGUGUUAUGGUAGCUAACAACCUAUGAUUGUGGUGACAUAGUACUAUAGAGGCUCAAAUUAGCCCACUACAACAACCUAUGUUUUCAGUUGAAAAGAGAUAAAACUUGUGGAUGUUCCACAAAUGAACUAUACAUCUGAUGAUCAGCCCAAUCCCCGUGGUGAAAUUUGUGUCAGGGGUCCCCUUGUGUUUCUAGGUUAUCACAAAGAUGAAACUCAGACGAGAGAAGUCAUUGAUGAAGAUGGAUGGCUUCAUACCGAAGAUAUUGCAACGUGGUUACGUGGUGGUAGACUAAAAAUUAUUGACAGGAAGAAAAAUAUAUUUAAGUUGGCUCAAGGCGAGUAUAUUGCUCUUGAGAAGAUUGAAAAUGUAUAUGCCAAAUGCAAGUUUGUGGCAAAAUGCUUUGUAUACGGUAAGGAAAUAAAUCAACACACAAAUUUGGUGUGUGAUGCUCUCUAUUAAUUUACUCCUUACUAGUUUGUUGAUGCUUAUUUUUUCAUUUUUAAGUGAUAGCCUAAAUGCUUCUUUGGUAGCUGUUGUAUCAGUGGAUCAUGAUGUCUUUGGUAGCCUAAGUACUUAUUUAAUGUUUUACUUGACUCAAACUAUUCAAUGUGUAGAUAUUUGAUGACACAUCUCCAAUGAAGCAA